GCGUCCCUUCCCCUGUUUCCUAUCCUACCCUAGCCGCCAGCAGUCGCAAGUUCCCGGCGCUCCCUGCUCCCCGUCCCCUGCUCGAGGCGUCGCCGUCCGCCGUCCGUCAUCGACGGCCAGAGCAAGCGGCCUUGUUUCCGUCUCCCACCUCCACCCAUCCGCGCCACAGCCAGGUUUCGUCUAGAACCUAGGUAGAGGUUUGAGCGAGAUGGGGUUGAGGGACAAGAAGAGGAACCAGAGGCGCGUGCUCUCGCGGCGCUCGGCCGGCCCCCGGACUGGCGAGGGCAAGGAUUUCCUGCCGCUGGAGGGGAAGGAGCAGAGGAUCCGGGAGCGGCAGACCGAGGAGCCGGAGAACACGGCCACUGUCCUGUACAUCGGCCACAUACCCCACGGCUUCUACGAGGACCAGAUGCAAGGUUUCUUUCAGCAGUUUGGGGCUGUUAAGAGGGUCAGGAUUGCCCGGAACCACAAGACAGGAAAGUCCAAGCAUUAUGGAUUCAUUGAGUUUGAGAACCCCGAGGUAAGCACGUGUGUUGGGAUAUAUCAGAUUAUCAGGGCACACUGUAUGUUUGUUGUCUGCUUACAAAUUUCUGGCCUGUUCUUGGUAUAUCAGGUGGCCAAGAUUGUAGCUGAUGAGAUGAAUAACUACCUCUUGUUUGAGCACACUCUGCAAAUUGCGCCUGUCCCACUGGAGAAAGUUCAUGCCAAAUUAUGGAAAGGUGUGCGGAAGGGAUUUGUACCAGUUGACCGGGUAGCAAUUGAACGGAAGAAGCUUAGUAAGGAUAAAACAGUAGAAGAGCAUAAGAGGAUGCUCGAAGGAAUUGUAAAGCGGGAUGAGAAUCGUCGCAAAAGAAUCAAGGCUGCUGGUAUCGAUUAUGAGUGUCCAGCCCUUAUCGGGAGCGUUCAGCCUUCAGCUAAGAAGAUCAAGUUUGAUGAGGAUUAGCUAUACAGAAGGCAGAUGGAUCUUUUAUCCAGUGGGAGUGAUGGGACUGCCGAGUUAAAUAUGGCUGGUCUAUUUUCAGUGAGGAUGAGAUGGCGGUUUCAUACAUCUGUUUUGCAUCAUGUCUUCAGUGGAUGUUGUAUUAGGUAAAUGACUGAUGUAUGUUGGUGAAGAAGCAUGAAUAUGUGGUGGGAAAUGAAUGACUUUCUUUCUUACCUGCCUCA
Triticum dicoccoides is the source of this 1164-nucleotide messenger RNA. Its product is annotated as MKI67 FHA domain-interacting nucleolar phosphoprotein-like. The coding region runs from base 209 to 943 and encodes 244 amino acids. Gene Ontology annotation, molecular function: RNA binding. Lineage: Eukaryota; Viridiplantae; Streptophyta; Magnoliopsida; Poales; Poaceae. The transcript is spliced from 7 exons. The record is from RefSeq and is a predicted model, not a curated record.